UCACUCCCUCCCACCAUUCACUCACCCUACAAGUCCUCCAAUCCCCUCCACCUAGGCCAACCAAAACCCAACCCCAAAUGACAUCCUACCUCACCUACCGCGUCGCCGAAAGCGGCCUCCCGCGCGACCACCAACUCCUCUUCGUCGAGACGCACGAAUCCGGCCCUCACUCUGGCCACAAGUACCACGUCAUCGGCAACAUCCAGGAAGGCAUGACUUUCAACCACCGCGCGGCCGGGCCGCCGGAAGAGGAGCCCGUGUUCUUCACGAAGCAGCUCCUGGGCCGCGUGGCGGUCGCCGACUAUCCGCGGUUCUUGGCCGUGUGUGAGACCGUUCCCGUGCCGAAGAAGCAGUUUCAGGGCGCGAAGAGGCUGUAUCCGUCGGAGCCGCUGAGACGGUGCGGGGAGUGGGCGGAUGAGGCGACGAAGAAGCUGUUGGAGGAGGGGGUGAUUGUGCAGGGGAGUGAGAAUUAGGGAUUGGUUUGGGGGGGAGAGGUAUGAUAGGAUGAUGGAAUGAUUAUGAUGAUGGGUUAUGAUUGAUGAUAUCGAGAAUCAAAGAAGCACUGUAUAAUGGGCUGUUGCUUAUGGGUUCGAUUGUUCCUGGAGUGGAGGGAUUUCGGGUCUGUUCUGGUGAUCAUCUGCAGCAGAAGACAGAUGGGAACAUCAGUAGA
Messenger RNA from Aspergillus steynii IBT 23096, 670 nucleotides. RefSeq lists its product as uncharacterized. The record is from RefSeq and is a predicted model, not a curated record. NCBI's taxonomy places the organism in Eukaryota, Fungi, Ascomycota, Eurotiomycetes, Eurotiales, Aspergillaceae. The transcript has a single exon. Bases 78 to 473 code for a protein of 131 amino acids.